Scutellospora calospora is the source of this 385-nucleotide messenger RNA. The record is from the annotation of a GenBank genome assembly. NCBI's taxonomy places the organism in Eukaryota, Fungi, Glomeromycota, Glomeromycetes, Diversisporales, Gigasporaceae.
AUGUCAACACCUCCAGUUUCUAAUAUUAAUGUGCCUGAAUCUUUGAACUCAAAAACUGAUAAAUCACAUAAGAAAAAAGGAACAGAGGAUAUCAUUCAAGUAAUAGCUAAUGGUAUUCAAGAUAAUAUCCUUUCAGAUGAGUCAGAGAUUCGAAGCUUGGUUUCCUCAAAUAAUAUGACUAAAAUUUCGUAUCAAAUUUGUUCUACAACCCCAUUACUCGACUUAGCACAAUUAUUUGAUAAAGCAACUGAUGCUGAAUAUUAUGCUAUGAAAGCUAACCAGGAAGAAACCUUAUACUGGAUUAGUUACGGGAAAGAAUUUGUAAUUCAAUAUAAUGAUUUUAUAAAAAAUAGUAAUAAAAAAAUGGGCAAGAAAAAAGCUAAAG